Orcinus orca (killer whale) is the source of this 22754-nucleotide messenger RNA. It is a transcript of the gene MEST, whose product is annotated as mesoderm specific transcript. The record is from RefSeq and is a predicted model, not a curated record. The coding region runs from base 220 to 1227 and encodes 335 amino acids. Gene Ontology annotation, molecular function: catalytic activity. NCBI's taxonomy places the organism in Eukaryota, Metazoa, Chordata, Mammalia, Artiodactyla, Delphinidae. The transcript has 13 exons.
CCGGCGCAUCACGGCGGGUGGCGCCUCCUCUGCGGCAACCGCGCCUUGCGCAUUGCCGCAGCGCACGCCCCGGUGGCCGCUCGCUGCUUGCCGCGGCCGCGCCGCCCUCGCGGGCUGUGGGCUGCGCCCAGCUGCCGGCCGACCCUGCACCGCUGCGGGCGCUGCGGCGCGCCCUUUGCUCAGGGCCGGUGUGCAGGCGGCAUGGGAUAAGACGCCACCAUGGUGCGCCGAGAUCGCCUCCGCAGGAUGAGGGAGUGGUGGGUCCAGGUGGGGCUGUUGGCUGUGCCCCUGCUUGCAGCCUAUCUGCACAUCCCGCCCCCCCAGCUUUCCCCUGCUCUUCACUCAUGGAAGUCAUCAGGCAAAUUUUUUACCUACAAGGGACUGCGUAUCUUCUACCAAGACUCUGUGGGUGUGGUUGGAAGUCCAGAGAUAGUUGUGCUUUUACACGGCUUUCCAACAUCCAGCUAUGACUGGUACAAGAUUUGGGAAGGUCUGACCCUCAGGUUUCAUCGAGUGAUUGCCCUUGAUUUCCUAGGCUUUGGCUUCAGUGACAAACCGAGACCACAUCACUAUUCCAUAUUCGAGCAGGCCAGCAUUGUGGAAGCUCUUUUGCGGCAUCUGGGGCUCCAGAACCGUAGGAUCAACCUGUUGUCUCACGACUAUGGGGAUAUCGUUGCUCAGGAGCUGCUCUAUAGGUUCAAGCAGAAUCGAUCUGGUCGGCUUACCAUCAAGAGUCUCUGUCUGUCGAAUGGAGGUAUAUUUCCUGAGACUCACCGUCCUCUCCUUCUCCAAAAGCUUCUCAAAGAUGGAGGCAUGCUGUCACCCAUCCUCACGCGACUGAUGAACUUCUUCGUAUUCUCUCGAGGUCUCACCCCGGUCUUUGGGCCAUACACCCGACCCUCUGAGAGUGAACUGUGGGACAUGUGGGCAGGGAUACGCAACAAUGACGGGAACUUGGUUAUUGACAGUCUCUUGCAGUACAUCAAUCAAAGGAAGAAGUUUAGAAGACGCUGGGUGGGAGCUCUUGCCUCUGUAUCUAUUCCCAUUCAUUUUAUCUAUGGGCCACUGGAUCCAGUGAAUCCCUAUCCAGAGUUUUUGGAGCUGUACAGGAAAACGCUGCCGCGGUCCACAGUGUCGAUUCUGGAUGACCACAUUAGCCACUAUCCACAGCUAGAGGAUCCCAUGGGCUUCUUGAAUGCAUAUAUGGGCUUCAUCAACUCCUUCUGAGCUGGAAAGAGUAGCUUCCCUGUAUUACCUCCCCUAUUCCCUUAUCUGUUGUGUAUUCCACUUAGCAAGAAACGCCCAAAAGAGGUCCUGGCCACCAAACACUAUUCUCUCACAAAAGUCCACCUGACUCACACUGGUGAACAGCAUAUAGUAAAAAGCCAGCAGAAGCUCUAAGGGUGACCUUCUAAUAGUCCACCUCCCAUUCCUUUGACAUCUGAUCAAGUGUAUGGACUUGCCUUUGUGUUAUUAGGAAAUUCUGAUGGGCACUACUACUCACUGAUGCAGAAAGACAGACAGACAGACAUUCUUUUGCAUAAAAGUCUUUGAAACACUUCUAUGGACUUUUCUGAAAUAUUUAGAAAUGCUAAUUUCUGGCCCUGGUUGGAAUUAUCUAAAGGUGCCACCUUCACCUCGCCUUGAAUGGCUUUAAUUCUCUAAGUGGCACAGCUUCAAGUGAGAAUGAGUCUCCCUUGUCAUAACUUUGGAUUUAGUUUCAUUAGCUGCUUCUAACUGUAGUCAUUUUGUUAGACUUUGGUUUCAAUAACACAGUAUUCUAAGUAUACUUUAAGACUAUGAUUUACCUACACGUAUUAUGUAUGUAUUUUAUAAGGACACUAAACCAGCAGACAGUUACUCUAGCAGAGUAGUUUAACCUUAUUAAACAUGUUUCAUUUCUGAGUAAAUUGAAGUAAAGCCAAGCUAUUUACAGAAUUUCCUAAAAUCACAGAACAUUAAGGACAGUAGUCUCUGUGCCAGAGAUUUACUGUUACUUGCUGUUAGAACUGGUCUUUCCAGCUAAUAACAGUCGGACUCGUCAUACCUCAGUGCUUAGAAGCAUGUCCCUCCUGAGCCAGAGUGGAGAGGAGGGGAUCGUUGUACAGUCCAAGUUACCAGGCUGAAUAUAUACUGAUUGCUUAACUUCUCGUUGGUUGUCCCAGAGAGGGUUCCUCAUGUAGCUCAGCAAUUCCUGUACUUUACAGACGGGAAAGUUCUAGAAACUUUAAGAACAAAGUCUGAAAGUUCUAUGAGCAAAUGGUGCUGAAUACUUUUUUUUUUUAAGCCACAGUUUCAUUGUCUUAGUUAAAACAGGAUUAUUAAGUGGUGAUUUUAAAUUCUUUUUUUUUAUUAGCAACUUCAAGUAUAACAACUGGAAUAAGUGUUUAUUUUCUAUUAAUAAAAAUGAAUUUUGACAAAAGUGGACUCUGGCUCCCGCUCCCCCACCACCCCUCUGGGAUAAAAGCUUUCCAACAUUGCCAGGAGCUUUCAGAUACACAGUGAAUUAAAGAAUUUAAUGAAGUUAGGCAGCUGGGGCAUAGGAUAGUAUUUGAUUUUCAAGAUCACCCAAAGCUGUACUACCAUACCAAAGCUGACCAAGUGUAAUAAAAAGAAAAAGGAACAACAAAAAGACAUGCACAAGGACAGACAUCUGCUUGAUCUGCUGGCUCAGGGCCAAACAUUUAAUUUGCUUUUCUGAAGUCAUUCAUUUUUGAAAGUAUGAUUCUGGGAAAUUCAUGCCAAUAGCCUGAAAGCCCACUGACAGUGAAGGGUACAUCAACUUCAUCUCACCCAGUAAAAACUUAUCCAACAGAAGCCAAGAUAACAUCUACAGGUGUUCCCUCUUUGCUUCUGACAGUCACCUGCAUGGUUACCCCAUCUGCUAAGGCCAGCCUGGACCUCACCAAUAAAUCAUAGCCACCUCUGUAUACACCUGAGAGGAAAAAAGUGAGGAAAAUCAUGUUAAGAACUCAAAACAAGCUCUGAAUAAUGAAAUUGAUCGUGCUCUGCCUGCAUUUCCUUUCUAUUAUUUUAGUUUAGUUUUUCUAGAGAUUUGUGCUUAUGGUGGGAAUUGAAUCCUACAUACAAAUUCUAAAUAAUCUUUUAUAUUCCCAUAAUACCAGGUACAUAGAAGGUAUUCAAUAAUAUUGAUAUGGAGUACUUAAGCGGGGGGCACUGGUAUCUGUAGAAGAGAUUUAAGUGUCUUGGGCCAAAUAUACAUCUUAAAUAGCAUCUAAGAAUAGCAUGCAAAUUAAACAGCUAAAACAAAUUAUUCAUUUUGAUGGGGCUUCAAGUUGUAACUCAUAUAAUGGGAUAAUGGGACAGUAGCAGGGCAUGAGAUGCCCAUGCACAUCCCUUCCUAUCAAAUUUUGCAACAAAAUACAGGAGAAAUCUGGUGAAAGUUUCUUACCUGCCAGAUAGAGGGAAUGGGAAUUCUUGUUCUCAGGUACUUUGUCUGACCUCUCACAUGGCUGCAUGCCCAGAAAUGUGAUGAUGUUGUUGACAGCUUCUGUGUUGAGAAGAUUGAUGCAACCGUAUGAGAAAAGGUCAGCGUAGGGAUCUGCCUCUGCACUAGUUGGUGCUGGGAGUUGGGGGUGCACAGGGUUGGUGGUGGUGUGUGGAGGGAGGCUACUGGACUAGAAAUGGGUUGACUCUGUUAGAUGAUGAAGACAGCGUUCUGGCCUUUUAAAGUGAAAUAGUUUACGGAGUUUUUAAAGAAAAGGGAGUCCUUUUGGAGUAACAUAUAUGCCUAUUAGGUGUUAGACUGCUAUCAGGCAAUAUACUGAAAGCAAAAUUGUUCUCACCUUCAAGAGUUUUGGUAGAACUGAGGGCGAAGGUCUCCUCUUUCUCAAAGGUGUCGCCUACCUCUUCCCAGGCAGCAGCAAAGUUAGGCUUCAUUACCUUCUGAAUGUGGUCAGACACAGUCACUUCAAGAUCUUCUAGCUAGUGGGUUAACAAACAGGGGUCAGAAAAUGAGUCCUCUCAGUUCAGUACGAAGGUAGAAGAGAUUAGUUCAUUUGGUUUUAUCAUCCUGUGUUAUAGCCUUUGCAGGAGCCUAGGAAAAACUCUACUACCAAGCUAGUUUGAAGUUCUGCAGUCUGGAUAAGUCUAACAAGGUAGGCCCUAGCAAAGGAAAGCAAGAAAACAGGUCAUCUGGCAAGAGCCAUAUUCAGAUCAACGUCUGUAGCCCUGGUGUAGGUACAAAGCAGUCACAUUGCCACACGUAACUGCAGAGUUCAAGCCGUACAGGGCCUUCUGAACUUCGCAUUCACGAACAGGUAGAUAUUUCUAGAAACUUUUCCCUGCAUUCUGUGAAGGCUUUUCAGUCCAUGAUGUGGCUACAUUAUAAGCAAACUAAAAGCUGCUGAACAACAACAAAAAACCCCUACCCCCAAUACUUUAAAUAAAACUGAUCUCAAUGAAAAUCAUGUAAUUAUUUUCAUCUCUUAAUUAUCCCUAUUAUAAAAACAUUAAAAAGGGUGAGUUUUGCUUUAAUCAGUACUGAAGUGGUAAAUCCCAAUUCUCUUUGGCACGAUGCACUCCCACGACAGGAGGAUUAGCCCAGGUCCUCCUCAGCUGUAACGUGUUUGAGAAGAAUACAAUCCCAUAAGUUCAUGUCAGAUGAAAAUGUUCUCUCCAGACAGAAGUCACUCAGUGGUGCAAGGGGUCAGAGUGAGUCUCUCUGCAGGGGAGACUCACCACGUACUCAUCAUCAUACCCCUCCUCAGCUGGAACCCCCGUGUCAGGGUCGCAGUCCCGGACAGUGAAUUUCAUGGUGCAGCUGAAGGUACCUGCAGCUGGAGGAGAGAGAGCAGGCGAGCCUGCGUCAGUGGGCAGCGCAAGCGCACGGUUUCCAUCAGUAACUUAGGAAGCACCAUCUGCCCUUGGCUCUGUGUUCUGAAUUAGCAAGUGACACGUAUGUAGGCUGUUUUCUAGGGUCGUAGUUCUCAAAAGAAGCCGGUACGCUGGACUUUAAAAUCUGUUCCCUGCUGCGAGUUAGAAUAGUACAGAAAAGACAACAUGGGCAAAACUCUGUUUUUAUGUUCAGAUAAGGAAAGCAGGGGGUAUAGCUCAGUGGUAGAGCAUCUGACUACAGAUCAGGAAAGCAGCAGGGGAGACACUUUUUAAGGGGCUUUUUGUCAUGCCUGUCAACACGUUAAGAACCACUACUUUAGGAGCUGACAAACAAAGCAUAAAAUAUGGAUGGUAAAACACACAGAUCAUUAAAUUAAUACUAUGUGUAUCACAGUCUCGAUACCUUUACAGAUAUUAUAUCUGUAGAUUGUGGACCAAAAGUGGGUUCAGAGAUCACCAGAAUGAACUUGCUUUAUGUCAACUUUCAACCUUUAGUGAGUAGGUCAGUAAUGAAGUUCUAAUAUUGGUGAAGUCAGUGUUGUACAAUGGGAAAGCAAGUGGGUAAUUAUAUGUUUUGAGAUAAUCAGUGGAAGAAAUGAAGGAAAAUGAAGUCUUCAUGAAGAAGACAGGAUUUUCUGAACUGUCUGAAGGAGAGGAUUUAUUAACCAUGGAUGAAGAAAAGGCACAUAAGGGUCUAGUCCAUGGUCUGGAAAAGGCUUGUAGGUUUAAAAAAUUUCAUAUGUGUGUAUAUAUAUAUAUAUAUAUAUGAAACUGUGGAGUUAGAAAGUUACUUGGGGAAUAGGCAAGGACAGGAAAGAAUAGACUCAGAUGUAAAGACCAUAUAUGACAGGUUGGGUAGUGAGACUUUCAUUUGUUCAGUCUUAACUUUAAACUCCCUCCAUCCAAAAAUGUAGAAAAUGUCAAUACAUUUAUAAUGUAAAGGUAUAAAUGAAUAUGCCAGAUCCUUAGAUAAAAAGACGACUAAGACAUGACCUUUUUUCCCACAGCUGAUUGUCUAGGAGUUGAAUAACAGUGUGUGUGAGAGAUCUACCUAUAUAUACCUGUGACAUUACAAUUUAGUACCAUAGGUUCUUUAAUAUAAGUUUUAAUAGAGUGCUAUGUGGGAGUGCAGGAUUAACAGCCUUGGAAAAUCAUAAAAAAUUUGAAAGGAUGUACAGUUUAAUUGGAUCUCAAAAGAUGCAAAAGAGCUUUGGCAAGCAGAGGAAGGUACACGAGCUAAAGGAAUGAGGCUAGAAAGGCAGUGGUGUAAUUGGAAGCAGUAAGAGAGAGGCUAAUACAUAGGUGCUGAGAAGAGAAUGUGUUUAGGAACAAAUCUGAAAUACCUUAUAUUUCAAAGGAAGGAGACUAGAUAUUUUCCAGCAGGCUCUAGUAGCUGAGGCAGUCAAGAGAUUGAAAUGUUAGAGGUAAUUAAAGCCACUGGUAGGAAUCCUAUGAAUAGGCCUGAAUUCAGAGAGCAAAUGAAUUCACUCUAGCAUACUGAAAACAGAUGAUGGGAAUGGAUUGCCCCAUAUAGGAAAGAGUGUACCUAUCAAAACUACAGAAUGUAUUUCAGUGCAAUAGGGGGUUGGUGAAAGAAGGAUCUUGUUUAAAUUAAGGUAGGAUUUUCUGCAGGAGGAAGGGGGAAGAAGAAGAAAGAAAGAAGUGGAAAUUAACACAAACCUAGAAUGCGUCAGUUGAGGUAUUUAAAAAAGAAAAAAUUAAAGGAGAGAAUGGGAUUACGGUAUGAACAAAGGUCAUGAUCAAAUAAAAAUGGAGAGGCAGGAAAGAUGUUGAGUAAUAGAAGAUUAUAUGAACCCCAGGUUGGUUCAUGGAGGCUACUGGCAAAUGAGGAAGAGGAAUAAGGACAGUCAGGAAUAAUGGUAGAUCACAGACUGGGCUAACUGGUUGAAUUUUAUGUAUAAGUAAAGACAGAAGACACUUUAUAUAUAAGUAAGUGAUAAGGAAAAAUGGAUUAAGGAAGCAAAUAGGAAUGAUAUUAAUAGAGAUAAUGUUUCUGAAACUUUUGUGGCAAAUUUUCAAAUAAAUGGUUUGGUUAAUACAGUAAGAGGUUACACGGAAUCUAAGGUGAACUCCAUUAAAAGCCACUGGUAGCAGUCGCUCAGUGUUGUGAGAGAGGAUGACUAACUCUGGGUGAGGAGAAGGGGGUGGGAGAGAGCCUUUCCAUGGCAAGAGAACAAUACUGAGUCCACUGCCGUAACAAAGAUGAGAGCUUCAUGAAUGAAGCACGGCAGACAACCAAGGGAAUAAGAGAGGAAUGCCCUGGAGGUCUACACUAAGACUGUCCCCAGAAAUCAGGCUUGUCUGAGAACUGACUGAAAAUGGGAGAUAACUACUGAGGAAACUUGUAGGAAAAAGAAAUACCAAAACACAGAAUUAGAGAAAAGAUGGAUGCUGGAAGCUAAGAAAGGAGCGAGCCGUGUGAAUUAGGCCAGGGCGCAGAACAUGCAGUGUGGCAAAUGGCAGAGUGGGAGAUUUGGUGGGAGCUGUCAGGCCUCAACCACUAGAGGGAAGACUAUGACUAAAUAAGUGGGGUUAUGAGGAGAUUCCAGAAAGCUUUGCUGGAAUAAUAGUUACAGAAAAUGAUGUGGUCAGUGGGGUGAAAGAUAAGAGGGUAGGAGGGAUGGGCCUGAAACACAGGCUACCUGCAGCAAUCCCCACAGGUCUGGACCAAACUGAGAAGGAAGGGAUGUGUAGAGUGUGCAGGGAAUCAAGGCAGAUGAAAGAAAGCAAGUUGAGCAGUGAGUGCCAAAAAUGAGGAGAACGUGCCUACCAGGAAAAUGCUACACAUGUGGCAGAAGGGGUGCUGAAGAUAAGGUUUUUCUCUAGGACAAAUAUGGGGAAAAAGGAAGAAAGGUACAGAAAAGCAAGAUUAAAGUUGCCCUCAGACAGAAAGGAGAUGCUAAGGAAUGACAGACAUCAACUGGAAGGAUAAGUCAGCAUUUCUGGGCCAAAAGUCAUGCUGGAAUAAAGAAAGAAAAGAGAGACUGGAGGCAGAGAAAUGGAAAUAUUGUAUAGUGGAGAGCAUAGAAGGCCGAGCAGGUGUGUAAUAAAGACCUCAAAUGGGGAAUCCUGUCAGAGCUCAAAAUGGUCUAACUGGACACAUUUUGGAUGUAAAGACCGUAUAGCAACGAGAAGUGCACAGAAAGUGCGAGGAGCAAGGACCUGAGUAGGAGGCAGGAGUAGAUUAGCUCCUGAAGCACCGAUUUGGAGGGAAACUGUUAAAGGACUUGGGUGACAGGAAAGUUUAUAAGGAAGCUGCUUACAAUGAAUGCGGAUAAAAACCCAUUGCUGCCAACUUUAGAGAGAGUAGGUUUGACUUAAUAGAGGGCGUGAAUAGGUAGUUUUGGCCAGCAGAUAGAUUAUUGUUGGAGAAUGGGUGAAGAUUCUGAGGGAAAUACACCUCAAGAGAAGUACUUUGCCUCCAUUCCUUCUGUAGACAAGAUGGUAAAUGAAAGGGUGAUGGAUAGCUAAGAUAUCGUAGAUUAUUGCAGUGCGCCAUUAAAACUGGUUGCUCUUAGAAGUUACCCUACCAUGGCUAAUAGUGACAGACAUUUCCUAGGGAGAUUUGUAUGAAAAUAUCAUGGAGAGAGGGGAGAAGACGGAGGCUAGAAGCAUAAAAACAGAAGAUGGAGGGUUUAAGCUGGGGUGCCGAAUAUAAGGUGUGAGUAGGGAAGGGCAUUAAACAGGGCCAAAAGGAGGAACACUGGAAAAGGGCAGAGCUGCGUAUUAAGUAGAGAGACGGGAGCUAAGCUAGAUUACAGCCAAAGAGGAGAGAGGACGUGGAGAGGAAGUGGCUAAUAAGAGCUGGUGUUAAUGAGGGAGUGCCUCACUAACGGAAUCUGGGAAUCUUUUCUCAAAUGAUAUUUGAAGCAACAAGUAUGACCAAUGGAGUGACAUAUUGAAGAGUCUAAAUGGGAUGGAUCCAAGCCAUGGCCAGUGGCAAGAAUCCUAUGAAGGUCUGUACUGAACUGAGAAUGCAAGUGUAUUCAGAACAGUGUGUAGAAAACAAGAUGAAAGAAGAGACUUCUCAAUCCAUGAGAAAUGAUAUAAAGAUGGUAGCUGAAAAAACAAGUGACUGUAGGUAAUAUAGGUGUUUCUCUAGGGUCAAUCAAGGAAAAGAGUGGAAGAGCUGCAGAAGAGAUGGGGUCAUUUGAAGAUUGGCAGGUACUGACAGGAGGGAUAUGGUACCAUACUUGUACCAAAGAUCAUGAUUAAAUAAGAAAGAAGAGAGAGACUGGAAACUACAUAAGGGAAGAACUAUAUGAAGAGUAGUUGAGAACAGGUGGAGUGGCAUGGGCAGAUAAGAUGAGGAACACAGUUUUCCAGAAUGAGAACUCUUGUAAGAUCUUAUAAUGGGUCUAUCUGGUUAAAUGAUGGGUCUUAACGCCAGACUUUGAAAAGCAGUAUAUACGAUGGGAGGACAGGGCCCGAAAAGUAAUGGGAAGUUUUGGUGGGAAGUUUUAGCUAGGAGGAUUGGAAGGAGAUGGACUAAGAUGAACUCUGAUAUAAAGACAGGCCAGCAACCUUAAAGACACCAGGAUAAAUCUCUGAGCACUGGUCUACAGCAUGGAUGACUAAUACUGAGAGCUGAGUGGCUAGCGAUCAUGCCCAACUCAAAAGUAAAACUUCAUUUGUCAUUUUCAUGUACAGAUGGUAGAUGAAAUUAUGCUAUAUGUAUAAUUAAGACGUGGGAGGGCAGACCACCAAAGGGAGAUACAAAUGAAUAUCUUGCAAAUGCCACAUUAAAGUUAUCCUCAGAAUUUACUCUGUCGUGUCAAGAUUUUCUGAAAGUGGAGAGACAGCUCCUGGGGAGAGAACCUGGCUAGGGAGUGCUGUUUGGGAGGAGACUGAAUCCACUUGAAUGAAACAGAGAUGGUAGCUAAAAAAAGAAGAGAAGCUGAUAAGGCAGCAUAUUUCUUUAGGGCAAGACAGGUAGCAAGGGCAAAGGAAUGGGAGAACAACAUUACAGGUGCCCCCAGAUUAAAAGAAUGCCAUUUGAAGAAUGACAGGUAUUGAUUGGAGGGAGAGGAUCCCAUACUUGGGCCAAAAGACACAGAAGGAGGGGUGGGGGGUAAAGCUAAGAGGAGCACUGUAUAGACUAGAGAACGAUUCUGAGUAGGUGGGUGGUAAUAAGAAAAACCACAGGACCAUAACGAUUCCCAGAAUGGGGAAGCCUAUAGUGUGAGAAUGGGCCUGAGUGGUAUGUCGGGUAUAAGCCAGACUGCAAUGACUAGUCUAUACAAUGGGAGAGAAAUAGAGGCCUGAAAAGGAGUGACAGGAGUAGACUUGCUCUUGACGCCUUCGUGGGAAAUUUUUAAUUAAAGGGCUUGGUUGGGGGGAAGUUUAGAGCAGUGCUUCUUAAGAUGUGUUCUAUCAGCUCUGCCUAGGAAUAUGUAAUUCUUCGCCCUCCUAGACCUACUGAAUCAGAAAUUUGGGGUGGGGCUCAGCAGUUUGUAUUUUAACAAACUGCAGUUUGAGAGCCACUGCUUUAGACAAAGGCAGAUUAAGAGUAAUCCCUAUUAAAAAAUCUUUGCUAGCAGCUAAAUCUAAUUAGCUAAAAAUUAGAGAAGCAACUGAGGAGACUUGUAAGAAAGGAUAGUAGACAAGGAGAGAACGGCGACUAAAAAGAAAAAGGGCCAUGUGAGUUAGACUCGGGUGAGGAACCUGCAGGAGAGUAACAUGGCCAAUGGGUAAGGGCAUUAGGGAGUGCUAGAGUGAGAAAGCCUGGCACACGGGAGAGUAGGAGCUUUAACAGAGUGAUGCUAUGUUUAUCUAGAUUGCAGCCACUCAAAAAGAGAGAGGAAGGAGGGAAUGUGGCUAAAUAAGAAUUGAGGUUAUGAGGGGGAACCGUUCAGGAAGCUUUGUGGAAGAGAGAGGCUGCAGGGGCUGGAACUAUAUAAUCCAGUCCAGAGUCUGAACAGUGACUGCUGAGUAUGAGGUGUCCGUUUAUCUAGAAGAGAUUACUGAAUCUAUGGGAAUGAUCGUACAUACACAGUCUCUGAAUGAAAGAGGGAUGCUGAAUACAAGGUACAAUUUUUAAUAAGGCAAAAUAAAGAAAAAGGAGUAAAACAGCAAAGUUAAAAUUGCUGCCAGCCAGAUGAGAAGGUAUCACUUAAUAUUGACAUAGAAAUUGUCACUGAUACCACCUGGAGGCAUAGGCACCAUAGCUUGGCCAAAGAACACGAUGGAAAGGAAGAAGACAGGUUAGAAGCUAUCUAAGGGAAAGGCUUAUCUAAAGAGUAGAAAAUUGGUGCUUCCCUAGUGGCGCAAUGGUUGGGAGUCCGCCUGCCGAUGCAGGGGACACGGGUUCGUGCCCCGGUCCGGGAAGAUCCCACAUGCCGCGGAGCGGCUGGGCCCGUGAGCCAUGGCCGCUGAGCCUGUGCAUCCGGAGCCUGUGCUCCGCAACGGGAGAGGCCACAUGACCAGCUAGGGAGCAUGGGCCAGUGGUUUGCCUAUAGAGAAGAUUACCUGUAUUUCUUGAGGAGUAGUUGGGAAUCGCUAGGGAGGUAAACCUCACUAGAAAACUACUGUACCCUUUGCUAUGACAUAGGAUAGUAGCUGAAAUGGAUAGUUAAGAUAUGGUAGAGCAUAACAGAAUAAGAAAGAAGAGGGGGUUUUAAUCUAAAUAAUGGGAGCAUUGCAUGCAUUAGAGUAGGGUUCUCAGUAGUCAGAGUAGCAAAAAGGCAAAUAAGAUGUGAAUUGAAGAGACUUGGAAUGGAGAAAUCUGUCAGAUCUCAGAAGGGGUCUAACUGGUUAAAAAUGUUUGGUGUUAGUUAAAGAUGACAAUGAGUGGUAUAUAACUAGAGAGAAGUAAAGGCCUGCAUAUAAAUGAAUAGGAGUUAGAAAGUAGACUAGCACUCAAAGUCUUGAUGGGAAAAAAAUUUUUUUAAGAAUGAAUAUAUAUAUAUAUAUAUCCCUCAAAGACAGCAUUACAUAUUAUUUAUGGAUAUAUGAAUAUUUAUGAAUAGUAUAAAAUAUAUAUGAGGAUAAAUAUUUAAGUAUUUAGUGAUUUUCUCUUAGAAGGAAGGGAAAGAGGUAAAUGAUUCUAAAGUGGUACAAAGGAAGUCUCAAUUAUAUGUGUACUGUUCUAUUUCUUUAAAAAAAUCUCGAUCAAAUAUAGCAUAAAGUUAAGAUAUAAAGAAGUGGGGUAGUAGGUAUAUGAAUUUUGGGGGAACAGAACAUUUUAAAUAAAGGGAUUGGUUGAUAAGAAUGGUUAGAGGGGGAAGUUAGAAUGAACCUUGAUGAAAAGUCAUCGAUAGCAACCUGAAAGAUGCUGGUUUGACCAACUAGAGAGUGCAGGUGCGUCGUUUAUCUGGUGAGAGGAUGAAGUGUACUUGGUAAGAAGUGAGUGGAAGUGCGCCUCAAGAGAAGACUAAUGUGUCCCUCACUAUGAUGACAGAUGGAAGCCAAAAAUAUUAUAGAUGUUCAUGUAUAUGACAGAGCAAAUAAUCAAAGGAACUCAGGAAGAGCUUGUUGAGGUAUGAUGUUAAAGUGCUCAGAAAUUAAAGUAUCAUGUUAGGACUGGCUGUGAGAGAAACUGCUGAGAUGUAUUUUUAAAAAGAGAGAGAAAAAAAUUGAGGCUGAAAUCUAAGUAAGGAGAGGGAGUCUAGGAUAUAGGCUGUGGUGCAGAACAUGCAGUUUAGCAAAAUGUUAAACAAGGAAGGGCAUUAAACAGGUCCAGGAUGAGGAGCACAGAGAGAUCAGAAUUAAAAGUUCAGUGAAGGAUUGUAUGGUAAGCCAGAUAUCAACCAGCCAAGGAAAGAGGUGAGAAUGCCGCCAAGUAAGAACUGGAGUAUGAUGUGUUGCUGCCCAGAAAGCUUUGUUGGAAAAGAUUUGAAGCAAUCAGUGUAGUCAAUAGAAUGAGAGGUUAGAGAGCAAUUAAAUGUGAUUGGACUUAAAAUGGGCCAGAGCAGAAAUCCUGGGAAAAUCCAGACUCAAUGGAGGGUGGAAACAGAUUUCAGUACAGAAUGCAGGAAAUAAGGAAGAUGGAUGAAGGUUGAAUUGUGAGUGCUGAACAUUAAAAGUGUACAUAUCCAGAAAAGAUGAUUAGAUUCACUGGAAUGAUAUAGCUGAAAGAAGAAGGAAUGUUGGAGGAAAUGUAGGGAGUUUGCAGCAAAAGGAGAAAGGGGAAAAGGAGAAAACGGAUAGAAGAGCAAUGUUCAAGUUCCUUGUAGAUGGAAAGACAUUAUUUGAAUAGUCAUACAGAUGGAAGAAAUGGCUUUUGCUCCAUACUAAGGCCAAAGGUCAUGACAGAAUAAAAAGAAAAUAGGAGAGGAUGGCAAGUAAGUAAAGGGGCAUUGUGUGAAUUAGAGAGUAGUUCUGAGUAGCUGGAAUGGCAACAAGACAGAUCAGGUAUGAAUGAAAGAAACAGAGCCGUCAGGUCCCCGAACUGCAUAUAUAGAAUGAAAGAGGAUCCGGGCCCUGAAAAAGAACAGGACUUGGGUAGGCUGGCUCUUGAAGUCUUCGUGGGAAAUUUAUGGCUGAAGUGAUUGCUUGUUAAGAAAGGUUAGAAAGAGAUGGAUUAACAUAAACCUUGACAAGAAGGCAUUGGUGGAAACCUUAAAGACAUCACCACUGAUUGACCUUUUAGAAGGUGUGGAUUGGAUACUUUUCAGUAUGUAGAGCAAAUGAAUGCUAUUGGUUGAGGAGUGGUUGCGGAUCAUGAUAAGGCAAUCUCAAGGGAAUAAUACUGCAUUUAUUGAUAUAUUAUAGAAUCUGUGGAUGAAAGAUAAGGGAAUGUUUAAGAUCUGGUAGGGCAAAUAGUCAAAAGGAGUUAUGGAAGACCUGCCUGUAAAUGUGAUGUUAGUUUGCUGAGAAGUUAAGGAGUCAUGUUAGGACUGGCUGAAAGUGAAAAGUAACUGCAAAGACUCGUAUAAAAAAAAAAGAGGCAAGAGGAAAGGAGAGAAGAUGCUGGUUAGAGAAGGGGGAUGUAUGAAUUAGGCUGGGUUUGUAAUAUGCAAGGCGCAAAAUGGCAAAUAUUACUGAGACCAGAAUGAGGAAUGCAGGUAUCACCAGCUGUCUACUCACAUUACCAAAAUACUUCUUAACAUGAAAAGUUUUUACCUACAUAUCACCAUGUGCUUGGGAAACUUGGUACAGUGAGUUAGCAUUCUUGUGCUAGCAAAAACUUUGAGUUUGUACAGUCUAUUUGGGAUAGUAUAUGUUUGCUGCAGACAUAGUUCUUUUAUCUAUAGGUUUACUUCCUAUGCUCAAGGUUUUUAAAUGUGUUGUGCAUUAUUCCUAUCAUCUUCCCUAUAAUAUGUGUGGAACAACUCCAGCAAUUCGCCAAUUGGUAAGUAAAUGUUUCCCAAGCGUUUCUUAUUUAUACAAUGCAUUUUGAAAAUGUAUAUGCAUUUGUUAUUUCUCUUGAGAACCUUUCAUUAUUCCAUGCUUUGUAAAAGGAGAAUGCAAUUACAGUCUUAUAUCAUAGUAUGGGAUCAUUUUGUACUACAAACAUGUACACUAGUGAAUGAAUUUUAUGUUAAAUAAUUAUGUAGUUGUUCUUUAAAAUGGUUUAUAUUAUAAGAAAUACUUAAAAGUUUUUAUAAUAGCAUUUUUGUGAUGGUUGAGAAGAUACGUUGGAUUUUUUUUAAAAGGAAAAUGGUUAUGGGCCUUUUCAAAUUUAAGAUAUUGCAAUAUAACCAUUUACUAAGAAAAACUGCGAUUCAGCAUAUUUUAAAGAAAGGAUAAUGAAAAUUGCUUAUUGUACUUAUAAAGCAGUUGAGCCAGGAAGAGAACUGUGUGGUGAGGCAUUUCUUAAAGGAAGAAAAGGGGGAGAUAAAGUGAUAACUGAAAAUGAGACAUAAGAGUGGGAAAGUAUGUGGGAAAGUACGUUUGUAUAAAGAGGUGUAGUCGGCAGAAAGGUCAGAGAUAAAUUCAGUAAAGUGGACCUAAAACAACACAAAUUGCAGUGAUCCUACCAAGGAAUAAAUGGAAAACCAAAGAAGUUCAGCAAAAUGUGUAAAAAGAAGAAAUACGGAAAUGGAUUGAGCAAUGAAUGUAGAACAAAAAGAGGAACCAAAGAGCGAGGUAUUAGUGAGCGUGUGAGAAUGGUACAUACUCAGUAUAUGGAUGGUUAAUAAAAGGUAGAAUAGGGAAAAAAGAAGAAAAUGGGUGGAAAAGCAAAAUUUAACUUUAGAUGGGAAAGAUCAUGUGAGGAAUGACAUACUGAAAAACAAGGUUUGGCACUAUAAUUGUAUCUAAUGGAACAAGGAAGAAUAUAGGUGAUAGAAACCAAGUAAAAAGAGCACUGUAUGGAUAAGAAAACAUUUCAGAGUAACUAGAUAAAAUAUAGGGUAAAACAGUUUCACAAUAAGGAGAUCUUUAUUGAGGGCAGAAAUGGACACAGGAUUAAAGACAGGCGAAAAGUACCGAAGAAAGUGAAGGCAGAUGGAAACAAGUCAGAAGGCGACUACAUGCAGUAGAGUGGAGUAUUAGAAAAAGGCCAAGUGGAGAACGAAGUUAAGACAAUAUGGAUAAAGAAGAAUUCAGCUGAUGGGGGCAAAGGGUGUCAUGGAAUGGAACUGAAAACUGCACAUCUAGAAAGGAUUUAUAACUUCGUAAGAUGGUACUGGACGAAUCACGGAACAGGGACGGGUUAACUAGGGGGUUAAAAUAUGGCAGAGGAGAGAAAGAGGAACAAAACAGAUACGCAAAACUAGAGUUACACAUACGACUAAAGGACUCCAUGAGAAGAAACAAAAAUGAGACGAAAAUGACCUUAUUCAGUAGUAAUGGAAAUAGAGGAAGAACAAAGGAGAGGAAAACUGCAUGGAUUACAGAAAGACAAUGACAAAACUAGAGUCUAGUAAAACCAACACAUGAUGGGGAUAAUAGCAAAGAGUGGGUAAGAUAAGGUGGUAGAACAGAGAAUCCUGCCAAACUUGUUAUAGUAUAUAAACUUAAAACAUACAGAGUAUUUAUGAAAGUGGAGAAAAUGUUAAAUGGGAAUGAGUGGAGUAGAGGAAUGAGGGAUGAGAGGAAAAGGUUAGAGCAUGUCCUGCAAAAUAUUAAAUAUAGAAAAGAAUGAGGGCUGCAAUGAGUAGAUUUCCAGGGUUCUGUUCUAACACAGUGAACACUAAGCACUUUGAAAACAAGUAAAAUUAAACAAUGGAAUGAAUGUGGGAUGGUUUAGGAAGUUUAAGUAAAAAGAAUUAAAGUCACAUUCAACAAUGAUACUUGACUAAUAGGGAAGACAGACCUAAGAUAAUGAAAAGUAUAACUAUGUCAAGUAGGCUGGAGUUUGGGGCGUGUCAGAUGGAAGGAAUUGUGUCGGUCCCAAGAAGGGAUGGCUGGAUCAGUGUCAAAGUGGGGGCAGGGCUAGGAUCCUUGAGGAACAAGGGUCAAUGGCAAUCGAUGGGAGCCUAGAGGCGGGCAAGGGGAGAGCGCAGCCCAGGGAGGCACGCUGGGCUUCCACAGCAGUGAUUCUUCCCCGGGGGGGGGGGUGGUCGAUUUCACCCAAGGGGGGCUGUGGGCAUGGACCCCAAGGGAGGCCUGUCAGAACAUCUGAGGGAGAGCAGUACUCUGCUCAAACAAAAACAAAACCAAAAAAAUCAAAAAAGAAAACACAAAAACAUUCCUGAAAGAUGAUGCUGAUAGGCUUGCCUUGGGGGUCACGCAUCCUCGGGUGAGAAUCACUGGGUGGAAGGGGCAGGGUGGGCAGCUGGGAAGAGGGGUGAAGCAUGAGCAGAUGAGCCCGAGUCGGGCAGACGGAGGCAUCAGAGUCAAGAGUGUCAGACAUGGAGGAAAAGGACCCAGGCAGGGCCAGGGAGACAGCGAGUAAAUGAAUGUAGCCAGCAAGGCACCUGGAGUGACUGGGGGAGGGGGGAGGGGGAUUACGGUCCAUCAGUUGGGAGUGGAUUGCAAGCAUGGUGUCCCUGAGCUUAGGACUCUGGAGGAGUAAGGCUGAGGGAGAUGGAAGUGGUGACUGAAAGGAAGUUGGGUUGUAUGUGAGCAGAGAGCACCGGAGGGGGGUGUCCACGCAGAAGGAAGGGGCAGAUGGGACAGGAGAGGACAGUGCAGGAGAGCGUCUGGAAGAGAGAUGACUGCCCCGAGGGGGGAGGGAGGGCGGACAGCAGGACCCAGGGCUCUGUGCAGGUCCAGACUGAGGGCGGUGGUGUCGGGAGUGGGUCUGGCAGGUGCGGGGGCAGGAGGGUGGGAAGAAGGUGAGAGUGCUGCGGUGAAAGAAAAAGGUCGGAGAAUCAGAGGCCGGAGCCUCCCUGAGAGCUGUGUCAGAAGAGUACGUGACAAGGUGUCUGGAUGGAAACCUGAAAGGUUACAGGGAGUGAUGUCGUGGGGUCGUGCGGCCCGGGAGGCAAGCUCAGCCUGGCUCAUGAGCGUGGGUUGGUGGGCGGAGCGUGAGGAUUCAACACAGUGUGCCUGAAGCAGAGACGACUCAACCGGGUUGAGCAGUGGAUGGGGGACGGAGAAGGGAGCACAGAGCAGAGGAGACAACUGAAUCCAGCUGGAAGGUGCACAGACAGUAGCUUCUUUAAAGAAUGUCACAUGGCUCAGGUAGGACAGUUCCUUUGCUAUACAUACAGUAGAGAAGGAAAUAAGGAGAGAUGAUGAAGGUGGGCCCCGGACGUAGGCAAGAUCAGGUGAGCAUUCUGAAACAGGUAGUAGAGAAGAGGAGGUCCAAUGGCUAAGAAGAGUGAGGAAGGUGAGGCAAUGGCACCCAGCAACCAGGGCAGGAGAGGCUUGUUGAGAGGAUCAGGGAACACACUGCACAGAGUGUGAUAGCAAAGAGCCAAAAGGAUGGAGUUGGAUGUCGAGGGUCCAGGAGCUGUGCACCCAUGAGUGGGCCAAGGGCGUGAGGAAGCCCAUGCAGGAGGGAGAGGACGGCGUGGGUAAGACCAGGUUGGAACAUGGGGUAGGUGGACGAGGUGAGAAGAGGAUGAGCUGGUAAAGGUAGUGGUCUGUGGAAAAUGUUGGAGACGAGCCUGUCAAUGCAGGGCAUGACGACACGAAACGAUGGAAGGUCAGACAGAAGCCUGAGGGACCUGAAAAGACACGGUGCUCAGGGAUGAAUGGGGACAGCAUAUGGAGUCACUACAGCACAUUGCAGACCAAGAAGCUGGAGACUGGGGAGCAUGAGGGCAGGUCAAGAAGAGAGCAGAUGUCAAGGAAAAGACCACUGCAUCUGUGGCAUGACUGACAGGUGGUAGGGGAAGUAGGAUGGGAUGUUGAAGAUAAAGCAGAGAAGCUCUUGAAGACAAGAGUGGGAGAAAAGGCAGAGGAUGGGCUGAGCAACGUUCAGUCCACACCCAGCCUGCAAAGAGAGAGAUCCUUGGAUUCUCGAGUGUCCAUGAAGGUGGUAGGCCAGUAUUGAGAUGGGUCAGGGGAGUCAAUGGGAAAAGAAAGGGACAGGCAGCAUGGAUGAGGGGAAGAACCUCAUGAAUGUGUGAAGGGCUCAGGGAAGUUAAAGGGGGCUCUACAGAAAAGGGGAAGGCAGCUUCAAGAGCUCCCAAUCUGGGGACGUCAGCAGAUCUCAGGGGCAGGAGGGGUGGUAUUGAGGCCAGACAGCAGGUGUACACUAGUGAAUAAAAGAAAGUACAGGUGCUAUCUGAUAUAUCUGUGGGAAAGCACUGUUUUAUGGGAAGAUAGACAAUGUAGAAUGUUUAUAGAGGGAGGGGCUACGGCAUAGCCAAGUACAAAGCAAAGGUGUAUAGUGCAAUCAAUUGGAUUUUGAAAGAACUGUAUUUAGCACUGGUAAAAUAUGCCUCCUACAGAUGCUGAUAUAGUGUUUAUACGUUCAUUGUUUUUCCAAUGAAAAUGAGCAGAGGAAAAAGAGAAAAGAAGUGGUUAAGAUAAAAUUGGAACUAAGUCAACAGUAUACAUACAAAUCAUUCUUGGAAUUAUUAAGGAACAUUAUAAUGGUUAGGAUGCAUAGUGCGACCUGUUGAUCACAAUUAAUGGAAUAAAGGGAAAUGGGAGAAAUAUAUAAAAAGAAAUUACCACAGGGAAAUUGGUGGGUGGCUGCCUGAAAAAUCUAUCAGACAAUUAUGUCGAAGUGGGUAGAUUCAAGAGAAUAAAUGGUCACAUAGAGAUAAAUUCAUAAAACAAAAUCUGAAGGGAGAGUGUCAGCAGCAGUCCUCGUAACAUUAGUGCUCCUGACAUCCCAAGAUGAAGACACAUGCCAGAGAAUGGGGUUGUUUUGAAUAAUAAGAGUAGGUCAAGGAGUAAUUUCACACAUUUUCACAUACUGAAUCCACUUAAAGGCCAGACUGUGAACCAGUUUUUCUAAGGGCUACAAGAUGGGGAAAAAGGAAGUGAGUGGAUGUGCCAUGUUUAUACUGCAUUCUGGAGAGAUGUUAUCAUUUAAGAAAGGCAGCAAUAAAGAUGACAGCUAUCGAUGAUGGUGUGAAACGGGAACAUGAAAUAGGAUAGGAAAACAGGUUCACAGUCGGCACAGAGGAAAUGUUGAAAUUUCAGUGUGUUUGAGGAAAGGGAGGUUGGUUGCAAGAUGAAUGAACAGGCGAAUGAGGUCUCAAACUGGAAUCUUGGCGAGUCUCAUUAACGGGUCAGAUUUGGAGGAAUAUGGAUUCUACGGCUAGGCUGAUGCAAAUUCUAGUGAUAAAGGUAGGGGAAAUGGUGGCUAAAUAGUAAAGUUCAACCUAUCCUGCUUUUUUAUUAGCAUUUGAGUAGAAAUUCAGAUUACGUGCUUAGCUUGGAAGAAUGCAGAGUUUCACCAAGGGUCAUUAAUAUGGAUCCCAGUGAGUGGGUGGAGGUGCGUCAAAGUGAAAAAACAGAUAAAUAUUACUUAACUGAAGCUGUGGAUUUAAUUCAGAUUGUCAGGAGUUAAUAUGGCUAAUACUGAAUAGCAAAUAAUGGAAUGGAGACAACAGAUUCAGUGAAGAGAUUGGAGUCCAUCAGGAUCCUGUGGUAGCUCAUUAAGAUAAAGGUUUAAGGAAGUGUAGAACUGCAAGAACUGCAGUAUGUAUGUAUAAUAUGAAAGAGUUAUGAAUUGUUAAAUGGGAGGCAGCAUCCCUAAUGAAAAACAGAAAGAGAGGGCUUCCCUGGUGGCGCAGUGGUUGAGAGUCCGCCUAACGAUGCAGGGGACACGGGUUCGUGCCCCAGUCUGGGAAGAUCCCACGUGUCGCGGAGCGGCUGGGCCCGUGAGCCGUGGCCGCUGAGCCUGCGCAUCCGGAGCCUGUGCUCCGCAAUGGGAGAGGCCACAACAGCGAGAGGCCCACGUACCGCAAAAACAAAACAAAACAAAACAAAAAAAACCAGAAAGAGAAACUCAUAUACAUGUCCUGUUAAACUUGAUCUUAGUAUGGAUAUUUUCUAUUGAGGGCUAUUUAAAUGAGUUAUCUAAAUUUGUUGAAAUGAGAAAUAAUGAUGCAAUGAGGACCAAGAGUUCAAUAAUAAAAGCAAUAUAGGGAUUAGAAUGGUUCUGAGUAAGUAAUAAAGCAAAAAGGUAGAGUCAUUACAGAGGUCCAAAGUGGGGAAAAAUUUGUAGAAUGUGGCAUAUAUAUGUUGUUACUGGUGUAAUAAACAUUCAGAGGAAGGAAUGUUGCUGGAUGAGAAAGGACACUAAGAAAGCAUUCUGCCUUGAAGGCUUUUCUAGAAAUUUUUCAGUAAAGAGUAGUUGUUGGAGGAUGGAAGAUAAGUAGGACUAAAUUGAGACUUAUGAUGUUGAUUACUCUUUCCACAAUUUGCCCAAGAUUUCAGGGAAGGAGUUAUGGUAAUAUCUUGAUGUUGAGUUAAAGUAAAUUUUUUCAGAUGGCAUAGAUUUUUUGUAUACUUAUAAAGUAAGGAGGAGUGGGAAAGUUUAAAGAUACAGAAAAGGUAAGAACAGGUGAUGGAAUAACUUUCUGAGGAUAUGGGUGGGUGGGUAUCUUUUGAACUGUGAAAGACUUGAUUGUUAAAGAGGAUAAAAGGAGAAAGUGGAUAGUUUCAGAAUUGAAACAAUAAUAGCCUCUAUCUAUUAAGUAUUUACUAUGUGUCUGGCACCACGCUAAUCACGUUACUUAAUUUCAUUUUAUCCUUACAACAAUCCUAGAAAGUUUACAGAGAUCAAAUAACUUGCCUGUGAUUACACACUCAGUGUGUAACAGAGUCAGAAUUCAAAUCGAAUUUAUCUAUCUCCAAAACCUACAUUACUUUCUAUUCUAUACAGUUUUCAAGUUGAAGGAAAUCACAAUCUAUAGAAUUUCUAUUUUUUUCUGUGACUAUACGGAAAAUAUAUUUUCUGAGAUGAGACAAGCAGAGGUGAUUGAUUGUAUAGAUCUUCAGGUGAUUGGUAAAAUCCAGAAUAUCUGCAAUGGGAAAAUGCUGAAAGGAAGGCAUGUGGAAAAGACUCUUAUUACCACCUAUGCCCUGGUAUUUCACUUCUAUUCAUUGCACAGCAAAGACUUUGGAUUGGCCAUGGAUUAAAAAUUUUAGAGUUUCUAACAAAGACUAAAGAAUAGAAAGGAGUUUUUUUUUAAGCAGGUAAAUGAUAGGUAAAACGUAAAUCGACUACUAACAAAAUUUUAAAAGUCCAAGUGUUGAGACUUCCAUUGGAAGAAUUCCAUUUCUUUUCUCCAAGAUGCAAUCACAAGAGUUUAUAACUAAGUUUUAACACAAACCAGCAAACCCUCUGAAUUUAACAGAAAAGAAAGAAAAUUCUCCAAAUGACAAAUUUUUAUAGACAAAAUACUAACAACCAUCGAGCAAAAGAGUCCACAGCCAGCAGACCAAAGGUUGAAACCUCUGGGCUAAUUUGUAAGAUCUGUUUUAAAAAGAAAUUAACUCCAUAGUAAGGAGGGGUAAGAAAAUCUCCCUAUGCUUUCUGUCUUAGUAGAAGUGUUUUCUGUUGUUGUUGUUUUCUCCUAUACUCUAUGUAACUUAUGUAAUUUCAAUAUUGUUGUUUUAUGUAUUUUGAUACUGUAAAAUUGUAUUUAUUGUAUUCUGUUAGAACCACUCCCUGGGGUGUGAGGCGCCUAAGUUAUCAGCUAUCCGAGUGAACCUGGGGAAAUGGGAGGAGCUAGUAUUCUCAGCGGGGGAGAGCUUGAUUCUUUAACCAAUGAGGUCAGCAUUUUGCUUCCAAAAUUAAGUGGCGAAGUAAUGGCAUCCCUUAAAAACCAGAAACUUAGUGGGAAGUAAAAUGGGGUUAGAAUUUUGAAAUAUGGAGAGAUGCCUACUGGAAAAAACUGAAGAAGUAUGGUGUAUCCCAGGAUGAUGGCAGAAGCCAUAGGGCUACAUUAAGACUGGGCCCAGAUACUGGUUUAGAAUAAGGGUAAAUAAAACUAGCUUUAUUUACAUAAGAGUACAGCCAGCUUAAUUACUGGCUGGUGGACAUAAGUCAAAUCUAACCAGAGGGAAACAGACCAGGAAAGAAAGUGAAGCUAAAAGGGAAUGGAAUAAGAGAAACCUCAUAAAGGGAUAAAGGAGGUAAUUAAAGGUUAAAGUUGGAUGGCCUAAUGCUCGAAGGAGAAAUAGUGGAGGCCAGAUAGGAAAGUGCCUUCCUACCCAGGAGCUUAUGGAUCCAGGGUGGCCGCAACUGCAGGUCCACCCAGGGCCAGAGGGAACAACCUGGGGUUCAUACCCAGCAAUGGUGCCAACUUGAAUCUACCUCGUGCUAGAGUUGAGUAGCCUGGUCUAUCAUCCAACACAGGUAAGAUUGGGCAGGGGCUCCCAGAACCAACAUCUAAAAAGGGAGUUGGGAGAGGGGCUAAGGGAAGACAGGUUAAGCCCCAAAUGUAAUGAAUGAUGACCAGGGAUAACUAUUUACUAGUGCUUUUACGAUUUCUUGUAACUCUGUAACUUUCCCAGUAUUUGUUAACUUCUAUCUGGUUUUUCCUGUAUUAGUAGUAAAAAUUGUUUUUUCCUGUAUUAGUAGUAAAAAUUGUUUUUUCCUGUACUAGUAAUAAAAAUUGUUCAAAAUGUAA